Didymodactylos carnosus is the source of this 759-nucleotide messenger RNA. Lineage: Eukaryota; Metazoa; Rotifera; Eurotatoria; Philodinida; Philodinidae. The record is from the annotation of a GenBank genome assembly.
AUGUACUGUAUGAAAGGACUUCCAGGAAGAGAGGAUUGGAACAACAACUUACCCGUCAAUCCUCAAUAUAUGCUCACGAAAACAGACUGGUGGUUUCAACACGAGCGAGGAUGUGACAAAGCCCCACCACCCGAUGGCGACUAUCUUGAACUUCCCGCAGGAGGCGCUUUCACUGUUGAAAUUGCUACCAAUCGUGCUUUCACGACCUUUGGUCACAAUCCAAAUUUCGCUGGCUAUUUUGGUGGGCACCAAGAACCUAUACGAAGCGGUGAAGGAUGUGUUGUCGAUCCGAAUUUACACACUUUUGAUCAAACCUCAGCUCCAGGAACAGUUUUUGCUAUCUCCUAUCAGAACAGCAUUGAUAAAGUCACACCGGAAAAUUUGGUCGUCUUCACUGUAUCAUACCAUACACCCUGGCAAAGAUUGACCUCGUACAGUGUGCCAAAAGAUUUACCUCCCUGUCCUGCAGGUGGUUGUACAUGUGCAUGGGGAUGGAUUCCAAUGGGAUGUGGACAGCCCAACAUGUAUAUGCAAGGCCAUAAAUGUAUCGUCACCGGCUCAACUUCUACCAGAAAACUGGCGGUUGCCAAACCACCAGUCUAUUGUGAAGAUGAUCAAUCAAAGUGUGUAAAGGGAGCAAAGCAAAUGAUCUUCUACCAACAAUUAGAUGGGAAUAAUGUGCACAACCCACCCAAAAUGCCAACCUACAAUGCACGUAUGGGAUUCUCAAAUGGCGCGCAGAAUGAUAUUUUUGAAUGA